UGGUACAAGUAAAAUUACCCAAGCAUAAUAUCCUUAAUGGCGAGGGGUUCAGUGAAAUGUAACUCAAAUGCCAUAGACGUCAGUGUAAUUUAACAGCACUAAUAAGUCAUCUGUAAUUUAUAGACAAUUGUUGAGGGAGGAUUGUGUAAUUUGCUAUUUUUUAUUUUUAUUUUUAAUUACACAAAAACCCUUCCAAAAGAGAGUCAGUCCACGCUCAAAAUUUUCCCCCUCCCUCUCACAACAUUUCCAUGUGACUCGGAUUGAACAAAAAAGACUCAUCAAAACGAAGAACAGAGACACAGCCACAGACACAGAGUCACAUUUUACAGAGAGAAAGUGAGCGAGAGCUAGAGAGAGAGACAAAGGGGGUCAUCAAAAUGCAAGAUCCAUCGAAUUCAAACCCUAAUUGUGGCCCCUCCGCCUCCUUGAGGCCGGCUCACCACCGGCGUGCCCACUCGGAGAUGAACUUCCGGCUGCCGGACGACCUAGAUCUCGUCGACGCUCCCUCGGGGAGUUUCGACGAGAUCGGAUCCGAGGACGAUCUCUUCUGCACUUACAUGGACAUUGAGAAGCUCGGAUGCAACGCCGCCGAUUUCCCGAUCGACAAUGCCGCCAGUGGCGGAGUAUCCGGAGAGAAGAAUGUGAGGCCUCGACAUCGACAUAGUAAUUCAGUUGACAGUUCGAUUCUUCCUGGCGAGACUAUAGAAGCAAAGAAAGCAAUGGCUCCUGAUAAACUUGCAGAGUUGUGGACGCUUGAUCCCAAGCGAGCCAAGAGAAUUUUGGCAAAUCGACAGUCUGCUGCUCGUUCAAAAGAGAGAAAAGCCCGUUAUAUAACUGAACUUGAGAGAAAAGUUCAGACCCUUCAAACAGAAGCAACCACCCUUUCUGCACAACUUACACUGUUCCAGAGAGAUACAAUAGGUCUGAGUAAUGAAAAUACAGAGCUUAAGCUUCGGUUACAAGCUAUGGAGCAACAAGCUCAGUUACAAGAUGCGCUGAAUGAAGCAUUGAAUCAGGAAGUGGAAAGGCUCAAAAUUGGCACUGGAGAAAUAACAUCCCAAUCAGACACAUACAAUUUCGGAAUGCAACAUUUUCCAUAUACCCAAUCUUCCUUCUAUUCCCAACAACCACAAGGACCUAAUGACCCCCAUCAACAGAUGCAAAUGCCACAGUUUCAUUCCCUCCAGUCGAAUAUGCUAAAUCGCCAGUAUCCUCUGUUCGCAGCAUCCCCAUCACAGGCCUUUUCUGAGAUGUUGCAGCAAGAUUCCCUCGGUCGUUUGCAAGGCCUUGACAUCAAUGGCAGAGGCUCUCAUCUUGUGAAGUCUGAAGGCCCUUCUAUAUCUGCCAGUGAAAGCAGCAGUACGUUUUAAUCCAAAGGAUAGUUAAAUUGUUCAUAGACUGACACACGUUUAGAAUCCCAAAGUACCAUUUCUUCUCAAAUUUAUUUAUUUUUUUAUUAAUUUGAUUGUGAUUGUAGUAAGUCUUUCAAAUUAGUUUUGACUGGUCAGUGAUUUUUUUUUUCUGUCUGUUCAGUUCACAAACCGUUUUCUGUGAUGAUAUGUUGUGUGUGAGAAUAGAAAGUUGGGUGGUGGAGAGUGUUGUAUCUUUCAUACAAUGCCACUUUUCAUUGUUUAUUUUAGUUCAUAUUAUUUUAAACCUUCAUGGGAAGGGGGAGUUCCUCGGUUGACUUUGUACUUCGAUGAACUGAAAGUUCGUUUUGUAUCAUGAUAAUUUAUUCAAUGUUAAAAUCUCUCUCUCUCUC
Molecule: messenger RNA, 1762 nt
Organism: Camellia sinensis
Lineage: Eukaryota; Viridiplantae; Streptophyta; Magnoliopsida; Ericales; Theaceae
Product: transcription factor RF2b
Biological process (GO): regulation of DNA-templated transcription
Cellular component (GO): nucleus
Molecular function (GO): DNA-binding transcription factor activity
Source: RefSeq, a predicted model, not a curated record